Messenger RNA from Lichtheimia ornata, 1986 nucleotides. RefSeq lists its product as uncharacterized. NCBI's taxonomy places the organism in Eukaryota, Fungi, Mucoromycota, Mucoromycetes, Mucorales, Lichtheimiaceae. Gene Ontology annotation, biological process: SCF-dependent proteasomal ubiquitin-dependent protein catabolic process. The record is from RefSeq and is a predicted model, not a curated record. The coding region runs from base 1 to 1986 and encodes 661 amino acids. Gene Ontology annotation, cellular component: SCF ubiquitin ligase complex. The transcript has 2 exons.
AUGACACACUCUAUUUUGGAUUUAUGCAAGCCGCACGAACAUGUUGCACCUAUUGAAGACAACGAAGACCAUGAAAAGCCUGCUUACGACACGACAACUCUUGUACAUGAGGCCCUUGAAUCAGCUCUGUCAAAUCUGGAUCGACGCGUUUUGACAAUGUCAAACGGCGUGAAUCUCGACGCUCCUUUUCGCGAUGCCGAUAUGAUACGGGGGUCCCGGUCUGAUUUGGCACUUGCUUAUGUAUACGCAGCCACCAUUUACAGCCAACAAGGGAAACAGCGUCAUGUCAUCGAUAUCUGUGACCAUGGGCUUCGUGAUGUUGACACCAAGGAUACGCAUUAUGCUAUGCUACAACGACUCCGACAGGAUGCUGUGCAACGUGAGAACAUACGCAUUGACCCAAUCAAGCAACUGCCUUAUGAGAUUCUGUCAACAUCGCUCAUUCGCAUUAUUAUGGAGGAUGGUGAACCUUUGGAUUCAUCGAUACCGUGCCCGUAUUUGUAUGUGUCAAAAGAAUGGCGUGAGUGUAUUAUCCAAUGCCUUGGCGGAUUACGUUUUCGGACUGGACACCGGCAAAUGGAAAAUCUUGAACAGUGGUCGCAAAUCAGCAUUUUCGCUCGGCAUAUCAAGUCUUUGUGUAUUUCGUACUAUUGCAGAGACUCAUGGCUUUGUGAUUUGCUGCGUGGUAACGACUUUUGCAUGCUUCAAGAGUUAAUCAUUGAGAAAGAUCAUUGUAUCAUGUUCGUGGAUGACUUUUUUUUGUCAUUGUCUUCAGUCGGCGGCGUUUUGACUCAUUUGCGAACGGAUGACAUCUAUGAGCAGCCAAAGAGGAGCGAUUCACCAUUUUUACGAGUACUUUUGACCUGCCCGAAUCUUGUUUCACUCGCAAUACUCCAGCGCGAUGACAACUAUCUCACCCAACUACCGAAGAUGACAUGGCCCAAAGUGACGACAUUGGCGAUUGUGAAUGCAGUUGAUGUUUUUGGCUAUGAUGAGAUAAAAGCAAUGUGUGAGCGUUUUCCAUCUCUCAAACAGCUUACGAUUGAUUCAUGCCCUGAUCUGCAAUCGACAUCGAUCAUCCACCAAUAUUACCCAUCCAUGAGAAGCCUCCACGUUACGGGUAAAUUCCCUCAUGUUGUUCUUCGCUACUCUGAUCAAGGACCUCAAUGUGAUGAACCAGGGAUAACGGAUCUUGUGAUUUGCAUGGAUAAAUGGAAUCGUCUCUUACCUGAUCCCGAGCUCAGUUUGCUAUUCAAGCAGCAUCAUCAGACACUUGAAAGUAUCAAAUUGGAGAUACAUACCGCCUUUGACGACGCAAGCAUCUACGACAUCCAAUACCCACGCCUCAAAAAGCUACAUCUCGAUGAGUCUGGAUGGUGGAUACCUCGCAAUGCACCCAUGCUAGAAGAACUAUGCAUCACAUCUACAACAUUCAACACGCACCCUGUAGUGCUUGAUACAAUACCACCCAAAUUGAAGCAGCUGAAAUUGGUACUUGGUGAUGGAUCUCAGCUUGACAACAAAUCGCCCAUCGAAGGAUACCUCCAUCGCUAUGUUGAUCAUCCUCAUCUUCGACAGCUCGCUAUUGAUACCAACAACAUGAACAACAUUAACAACGUCCUUGAUGCCAUUUGUCAUCUAUAUCAGCUUCAAUCAUUGAUCUUUGUCUAUCGGGAAUGGGAUUCAAACCAAAUGGAAAGCUUUUUUCACCAACUUGUCCAUGCGUGCCCUGAUUUAGCCAAGCUUUUGUUUACCUGCACCAAAGCGCCAUCGAUGGCUUCCAUGCUUGUCUUGAAGCAACUUGCGAAUCUGCAGCACAUUGGAAUUUUGAUGGAGACUUUGGAUGAGGACCAAGGCUUUUGGGAAGCUCUCAGCGCAUUAACACAACUGGAGCAUGUUGCAAUCAAUGGUUCCAAGGCAGCUAACAUGCAUGAAAUCCGCCGGCUCAAGGAGCGUAGACCUGAUUUGAAGAUCACCCUCGACUGA